Alexandromys fortis (reed vole) is the source of this 2529-nucleotide messenger RNA. It is a transcript of the gene B3gnt9, whose product is annotated as UDP-GlcNAc:betaGal beta-1,3-N-acetylglucosaminyltransferase 9. The transcript has 2 exons. Lineage: Eukaryota; Metazoa; Chordata; Mammalia; Rodentia; Cricetidae. Gene Ontology annotation, cellular component: Golgi membrane. The record is from RefSeq and is a predicted model, not a curated record. Gene Ontology annotation, molecular function: UDP-glycosyltransferase activity; hexosyltransferase activity. Bases 331 to 1524 code for a protein of 397 amino acids.
CCUUUUAGGAAUCAGCCCGCACUGAGAGGGCGCUCCUUAUACCAGGGCGGAGCUGAGCUCCAGAUGUCGGGGCGUACACAGCUGUAGGGUCACGUGGCAUGGCCUCAGCCCCCUUCCUGCCAACGCUGCAGUUGGCUCAAGCCCAGUUCAUGGCCGCCCUUGGGACCCCGAGCUGACAGUUGGAGGGCCCUGCGUUUAGGGGCUGCAACCACCCCACCCCCUUUUUACCGCCCCCCGCCGUCAAGCGCUGCUGCGGUGCGCCAGGGCUCAGGGCGGAGGUCGUGUAGCGGAUGAAGGAAGGCUAGGACCCCGGGACGGGCGGGGCUGGACAUGAAGAGGAGGUUGCGCCGCUGCCGGGACGCGUGGCUCACGCUACUGCUCAGCGCCACCCUCGGCCUCCUGCUCUACGCGCAGCGUGACGGGGCAGCCCCCAAAACCAGAGCACCACCAGCUGGAGGACAGUCCUCGCGGCCCACUCCUGGUCUCCGGGCACGCGCGCCCCCCAAUACCGCCAGCGCCGCCCCGCUGGCCUACGAGGACGACACCCCGGUGCCGCCCACCCCUACGGACCCCUUUGACUUCGGCAGGUAUCUGCGCGCCAAGGAUCAACGGCGCUUCCCGCUGCUCAUUAACCAGCCGCGCAAAUGCCGCAGAGACGGCGCCUCUGGGGGCCCGCCCGAUCUGCUCAUCGCGGUCAAAUCUGUGGCCGCCGACUUCGAGCGGCGGGAAGCCGUACGCCAGACUUGGGGUGCAGAGGGUCGCGUGCAGGGGGCACUCGUGCGCCGAGUGUUCUUGCUGGGAGUGCCCAGGGGCGCUGGCUCUGGCAGUGCGGGCACGCGGACGCACUGGCGCGCCCUGCUGGAAACUGAGAGCCGCGCUUAUGCAGACAUCCUGCUCUGGGAUUUCGAAGACACUUUCUUUAAUCUAACGCUCAAGGAGAUUCACUUUUUGGCUUGGGCCACAGCUUUCUGUCCAGACGUACGCUUUGUUUUUAAGGGCGAUGCUGACGUGUUCGUGCACGUGAGGAACCUGCUGCAGUUCCUCGAGUCCCGGGAUCCGGCACAGGACCUUCUUGCCGGUGAUGUGAUUGUGCAGGCAAGGCCAAUCCGCGCGAGAGCCAGCAAGUACUUCAUUCCCAAGGCUGUGUAUGGACUGCCGGUUUACCCGGCCUAUGCCGGGGGUGGCGGCUUUGUUCUUUCCGGAGCUACGCUCCGCCGCCUAGCAGAGGCCUGUACACAGGUUGAGCUCUUUCCCAUAGACGAUGUCUUUCUGGGCAUGUGCCUGCAGCGCCUGCACCUCACACCUGAGCCUCAUCCAGCGUUUCGCACCUUUGGUAUUGCUCAGCCGUCAGCUGCACCGCAUCUUCGCACCUUUGACCCCUGUUUCUACCGAGAACUGGUGGUAGUGCACGGGCUAUCUGCAGCUGACAUUUGGCUUAUGUGGCGCUUGCUGUAUGGGCCUCAGGGGCCAGUCUGUGCACAUCCACAGCCUGUAGCAACAGGUCCGUUCCAAUGGGACGCUUAGCUACCUAUCACAGUAUCAAGCCCCUCUCACUCAGCUCCAGAAGCAACUCUUAAAGAACCCGAACGGGCUUCUUCCCAUGAGGGUUAAUGGUGUACAUGGCUUUUCUCCACAUCACUGAGUGUGCAGCACUGACGCAGAUAGCCAGGGCCAAGGUAGUGGACCGUGUCUUGACCAGCAGACCCAAAAGCUGGCACAUUUAAUAAAACUAGUAGCCAACAGCAUUACUGUGUGUGCCAGGGAGGGCUUGGCUGGAAUGCUUAGGGCGCAAACACUAGCUGGUACCCCGUGGCCAGGCCUCAGCACUCAGAGCUGGCAGGCACUUCACUUACUUGCUUCCUUCCUUCUCCACACUGGAUUUCCAGUGGCCCUACCACACUGUCUGUCCCCUGUGAGGUCAGCUGUGUUGGGGCUAACCCUUUAGGCCCAGGUUUGCCUGUAACAGGAGGCAUGGGGCCAUGAUGUGUCAUGGUCUUGUCCACUAUAUGCACACACAACUAUGUCAAUGUACUUAUGAAGCUGACUCCUCCCCUUCCCAGGCGCCCUAAGAUUCCCAUGCUCUUGAACCACAGUCAAGAAAAUCAACAGCUCACAUUUUAGUACAAACACCCCAGCAGCAGCACAUGGGAAGCUGUCACUGCGGGCAUAGGUGCUUUAUUGGAAAGGGGAUGAGGAGGUUUCCUCUAUUCAAGAGGAUGGGAACAGUCCUGGCUACCCUGACAGUGGGACGUGAGGGUCUCUGGCCAGACCAAGGUCCAAAUGGGAAGACACCUGUCAAUCAGUCAUGGGAGUGCCACACAGGCCUGGCUGUAGGCCCAGGAACCAUACAGACAGCUGGGGCAGGCCCCCUGCACAUUCAUCAUGAACUAUACAAGAUGAGGCUGUACAUGAGUUAAUUACAAAAGUCAUUAUUUACAAAAAUCUGUACACAUAUUUGAAAAACUCACAAAAUUGUCAUCUAUGUAUCACAAGUUGCUAGACCAAAAUAUUAAAAAUGGGAUAAAAUUA